UGUGUCCCCUCGCAGACUUUUAGUUAACAGCAGUUUAAAAGGGCAUGGUGCUUCCAUAGUCUGACGUUCAGUUCGAUUUCAGCACCACCGCCGUCAAAAGAAAGUGAAGGUAGUCGUUAAUUGGUGGAGUUAAAAGUAUCAGAACAAGAAAACCGGAAUUCAGAAACUUUGGCUACAACAUCAAGAUGCCUGGAACAGCUCGCAAUGCAUCAGGGGUGGGGCGUUUCCCCGGCGUCACCUUUAGCAACGGGGAUGCUGCCCCCGAGAAAGAGAAGGUGAUGAAUGAGAAGGAGCCGGAGGAGGGGGGCUGUCGCCAGUGGCUGAGAAGGAUCUGCCCGUGCUGCUGCCGCCAGAAGAGCACCUCGUACGAAGUCACGCCAGGCGCCCACAACGAGGUGGACGCCAAAGAGGAGGAGAAGCCGACACCGCUGCCUGAACCAGCCCUGCCCCAGACCGGAGAUAAGGAGAUGGAGGAGCUGCAGUUGGCGGUUCGCUCUGUGGACCUGCACAGCUCCAAGUGUGGCCAGAAUCGCACUGAGCAUCACACCGACCAGUACCACGGAGAUGACUUGAUUGUGCGCCGCGGCCAGACCUUCCAGAUGGAGAUUGACCUCUCGCGACCCUUCAACGAGAACACAGACAAGCUGCACCUAGAGCUCAAGACAGGGCCCUUACCGCUGGUCUCCAAGGGAACGCACGUCAUCAUCCCAUUGGUAGAUGAUCUGGAGGAUGAGUGCUGGGAGGCCAAGAUCGUUGAGCAAAAUGGCAACAGGAUCAAGCUGUCUGUCAACUCCCCAGCCAACGCUCUGAUUGGCAAGUACAGCAUCGCCGUGGCAACACGAGGCCCGGAAGAGGAGGUGGUCACCAUGUAUGACCCCAACAAAGUCAUCUACAUGCUCUUCAACCCCUGGCGUGAAGAGGACAUUGUGUACAUGGACAGCGAUGAGGAGAGGAACGAGUACGUGCUGAAUGACACUGGAAGGAUCUACUACGGCACGGAGAAACAGAUUGGUGCUCGCACCUGGAACUUUGGACAGUUUGAUAAGGACAUCCUGGAGGCCUGCAUCUACAUUCUGGAGAAGAGUGAUGUGUUGCCGUCUGGCAGAGGAAACCCUGUCAAUGUGGUCAGAGUCAUAUCUGCUAUGAUUAAUUCUCCGGAUGACUUGGGCGUUCUAGAGGGGAACUGGUCAGGGAACUACGUGGGCGGAACGUCUCCCACCGCUUGGAGUGGCAGUGUGGACAUCCUGAGGAAGUACUACCACGGGGGAGGGGCGCCCGUCAAAUAUGGCCAGUGCUGGGUCUUCUCCGGAGUCACUACAACGGUGCUCAGGUGUCUGGGAAUACCCGCGCGUAGCGUGACCAACUUUCAGUCCGCACACGACACCGACGUCUCCCUGACGACCGACGUGUACUUUGAUGAGAACAUGGAGCCUAUCGACUACCUCAACUCUGACUCUGUGUGGAACUUCCACGUGUGGAACGACUGCUGGAUGGCUCGCCCGGACCUGCCCCCCGGCAUGGGCGGAUGGCAGGCUGUGGACUCCACACCCCAGGAGACCAGCCAGGGCACCUUCCGCUGUGGCCCAGCCUCCGUCACCGCCAUCCGCACCGGCCAGGUGUACCUCAAGCAUGACACGCCCUUCGUCUUUGCUGAGGUGAACAGUGAUAAGAUCUACUGGCAGCGCAAACUGGAUGGAACCUUCAGCCAGAUCCACAAUGAGAAGCAGGCCGUUGGUCGCUUCAUCAGCACGAAGGCUGUGGGCUCAGACGAGCGCAUGGACAUCACACACCUGUACAAACACACCGAGGGCUCAGAAGAGGAGCGCAUUGCAGUGGAGACCGCCAGUCGGUAUGGCACCAAGCCGCACGUCUACUCAUCACCCGUAGCGGAGGACGUGAGCGUGGAGGUGAAGCUGGAAGGUGAGGGUCCUCGCAUGGGGGCCGAUGCACAGCUCACUAUCGUGGUGACCAACCUGAGUGCGCAGCCCCGCAGUACCAACCUUCACAGCCAGGUGGCGGUCAUGUACUACACUGGCGUGCUGAAGAGCACAGUGAAGAAGGACAAGCUGCCUGUGGAGCUCAUGCCUAAUGAAGUGAAGACCAUCAACUGGGUCCUGCCCUUCCAGCACUACCAGGACCAGCUGGUGGACCAGGCAGCGCUGAUGCUGACCGUGUCGGGUCGGGUCUCGGAGACCAAACAGGUGCUGGCCUCUCAGACCAGCUUCCGACUCCGCACACCUGACAUCAACAUCAAGCCUGAGGGGGAGGCAGUGGUGGGGAAGGAGAUGUCAGCCAAGAUCACCUUCACCAACCCUCUGCCGUCCACGCUGCGUAACGUGGUCCUGCGUGUGGAGGGCCUGGGGCUGAGAGACCUGCACCCCAUCCAGAUCGGUGACGUGGGCCGCCACUCCACGGUGACGGUGACGGAGCACUUCAUCCCUUCGCUGCCGGGGAGCAGGAAGCUGGUGGCGGCGCUUGACUGCAAGCAGCUCACCCAGGUGCACGGCGUUGCCGACAUCCAGGUGACGGAGAACCUGUGAACCUGUCGUCAUGCCACUGUGCCUCUCCCACAGACACCAGACCUCUCAUCUAUGCCCUCUCCCACCUGCCCACUCCACCCCUCAGCGUAUGCACAGUAUUGAAGUUUGAAGGUCUGUUUAGGGUCUACCUCUCUCAAUCUAGUCUGUUUUUUUAUACACUCCCAUUGUGUGAACUUGGAAGAUGGAAGUAGUCCUCGAAAGUUAACUGAAGUUCAGUGUUUGGUGAUUAAGUCACAUUCUCCGUUACAUUCUGUUUUUAAACAUGACACAGGACCAGCCUUUACUAGCCUUGUAUAGUCAGGUGGACAGUAUAAUUGCCCACAUCAUUAAUAGAAUCUGAAUUUUGAAACAGAUGACAUUUUAAAAUAGCAUUCAGGACUAACAUUUUUGCCUAAAGUUGCAGGGAUAUUUGGGGAUCUGGGGUGGGUGCUUAGUGGAAUAAAAACCUGUAGACUGAGUCAUUUACAGAAUGUGAACCCUCAUCAAGUAUUGCCAAAGGAAAGUCUGGUCGACUAGUUGAGACCAAUCCCGGUCUUUUACCUGAAUAAACAUGGAACCAUUAUGUAGUUAUAGCAGUUUAACAAGCAUUUCAACUAUUGUAGGUGACACAGAAACACUUUGUCACCAUCUACUAGAGAUUUAUUUUAUUGUUUUAUUUGUGUAAUAUUAAGCUCCAGUUGUACCACUGAGCUGUCAUCCUGUAUCCAUAUGCAUUUUCCAUUUUGAUACAUCUUUAAUGAACGUAAAACAAAGUGCCCUUUCAGCACGCCUUCAAUGUAAUUAUCUGAUUGUCUUGUAGAUGUUUUAUAUAUGAUUAUUACAAAGCAAUAUGACAGAUGACCUGACUGGACGUUUACAAUAGGUGAUUAAAUAGCAACCUAAAAUAGCUUUCUCUCAAUGAAAGAAAAAAUAUUCCAAGUGCUAUGCACGUCUGCAUUUCAAACCAUCUAGUGUUGCCACUUUUGUACUGACAAAGUGUAUGUAACCCUGUGCACUAUACCAAAUGUAUGAAAUUAGAUAUUUGCUCUUAUGUAGCCCACAUGAUCAAAGCCUUAUGAUGCCACAGAAAUCCAUGGUGAAGACUUUAUGUCAGGAUCACAGUAUUAAGCACAUAUUGUACCAUUUGCAACCAACUGGUUGGCAAUAUCUAAAAGUUUGUAAUUUGUCCUGCACUUAAAAAGGUUAUAUGAAGAAAAGCAUACUGUAGUUGUAUCAUACAAUUAUUAUUUAUCUAUGUGUUUACAUUAUUGUUGUUUGUCAGAUGCUGUAUUUUGUUGCUAAUAAAACAAAAUGUAAGGAGA
Molecule: messenger RNA, 3841 nt
Organism: Alosa sapidissima (American shad)
Lineage: Eukaryota; Metazoa; Chordata; Actinopteri; Clupeiformes; Clupeidae
Gene: tgm1l1
Product: transglutaminase 1 like 1
Exons: 14
Coding region: 186-2540 (784 amino acids)
Biological process (GO): peptide cross-linking
Molecular function (GO): protein-glutamine gamma-glutamyltransferase activity
Source: RefSeq, a predicted model, not a curated record